Messenger RNA from Nannospalax galili (Upper Galilee mountains blind mole rat), 5400 nucleotides. It is a transcript of the gene Arap1, whose product is annotated as ArfGAP with RhoGAP domain, ankyrin repeat and PH domain 1. Bases 391 to 4854 code for a protein of 1487 amino acids. Gene Ontology annotation, molecular function: protein binding; phosphatidylinositol-3,4,5-trisphosphate binding; GTPase activator activity. Gene Ontology annotation, cellular component: cytoplasmic vesicle; trans-Golgi network; plasma membrane. NCBI's taxonomy places the organism in Eukaryota, Metazoa, Chordata, Mammalia, Rodentia, Spalacidae. Gene Ontology annotation, biological process: positive regulation of GTPase activity; signal transduction. The transcript has 37 exons. The record is from RefSeq and is a predicted model, not a curated record.
CGGGUGGCGUGAGUCAGAGGCACGGGGACCCUGGGUUCUCCGCGUGGAGUAGCCUUCGCUCACAACAGGUCAGUGCUGUUGCUGGGGCCUCCCCCUCCGAAGCCCGCUCUCCAGGUGUGCUCCGCAGUGUCCCCAUUCCGCAGAAGGGAAAGUGCACAUGUCUGUAUUGCUGUGCUCCUACUAGAAGAUGGGAGGUGGAGACAAGAGACUCCAGAAGUUUGUGGAGGGUAGGCAAAAGCAGUGCUAAGCUGUAACCUGGUGUACACAGUGCUUCCACCUCAGAGUGCCAUGUGGCGCCCUUGGGAAUAACUGCAACCUCCUGGGAGGACCAGGUGUCCUUAGCAGCCCAGCAGGUCUGAGCCUGGCCCUGGGUCUCUGCUGGCAGGAGCCAUGGCCGAGAGCACAGAUGAGGCACUAUCUGUGGCUGAGUGGCUGAGGGCGCUGCACCUGGAGCAGUAUACAGUGCUCUUUGAGCAGCACGGGCUGGUGUGGGCCACUGAGUGCCAAGGCCUCAGUGAUGCCCGCCUAAUGGACAUGGGCAUGCUCCUCCCUGGCCACCGCCGCCGCAUCUUGGCUGGCCUGCACCGUGCCCACGCAUCCCCAGCUCCUGUGCCUCGACCUGCCCCACGGCCUGUGCCCAUGAAGCGACACAUCUUCCGUUCAUUGCCUGUGCCCGCCACUCCACCUGAGCCACAGCCAACAGCUAGAGAGGAAGAAGGGCCACCUGUUGCCCCACCCAUCCCACCACGACGGAGCUGCCUCCCGCCUACUUGCUUUGGCACCUCAUCUACGGCUGCCCCAGACCCUGUUCUGCCCCCACUGCCCGCCAAGCGACACUUGGUAGAACUGAGUGUCCCACAUGUCCCACCAGUCCCACCUCGUACAGGUCCUCCCUACCCACUGGUAAGUGGAAACAGCCUCUACUUUACAGAAGAGGAAACCCAGGCUCAGAGAAGCGAGAUGCUUGCCCCAGGACACACAGGAAUAAAGAUACUAAGCCUUCCCUUCAAGGAAGAGUUAUUACUGCCACCAUUGUCACCCCGUCCCCAGCCAGAUCCUGCAGAGAACCUGUGCACUCUCCUGCCUGCCCUGGCCCGGGGGCCUCUACAGCCCCUGUCUUCACCUCCCUAUCUCCCUGAAGUCCCUCCCAAGCCUCUCCGCCUCCUCCCUGAAUUUGACGACUCUGACUAUGAUGAUGUCCCAGAGGAGGGGCUGGGGGUCCCAGCCAACGUGAUGACCAAGGAGGAGCCCCCACCAAGCCGGGUCCCACGGGCUGUACGUGUGGCCAGUCUGCUCAGCGAGGGGGAGGAGCUGUCUGGGGACGACGCUGAGGAUGAGGAUGAUCAUGACCAUGCCUACGAGAGUGUCCCCAAUGGCGGGUGGCCCACCAGUGGUCUGAGCCCCUCCUUGUGCAGCCUCGUUCCCGAUCUCCUACCAUAUCCAAUGGAUGAGCUGUCUGGGGGCUCCACCCCCCUCACACCGGUCGUCAAGGCUGGCUGGCUGGACAAGAACCCACCACAGGGGUCUUAUAUCUAUCAGAAGCGAUGGGUGAGACUAGAUGCUGAUCACCUGAGAUACUUUGAUAGUAACAAGGAUGCCUACUCUAAGCGCUUUGUCCCUGUAGCCUGCAUCUCCCGAGUAGCUGCCAUUGGGGACCAGAAGUUUGAAGUGAUCACAAACAACCGGACUUUUGCCUUCCGGGCAGAGAGUGAUGUGGAGCGGAAUGAGUGGAUGCAGGCUCUACAGCAGGUAGUGGCUGAGCAGCGAGCUCGUGCCCGGCUCUCUAGUGCUUCUAUGUUGGGAGUUCAAGGCACUGAGCAGCCUGACCGGGCUGGUAGCCUAGAGCUUCGAGGCUUCAAGAAUAAGCUGUAUGUGACUGUGGUUGGGGACAAAGUACAACUCUAUAAGAAUCUGGAGGAGUUCCAUUUGGGCAUCGGUAUCACCUUCAUCGACAUGAGCGUGGGCAAUGUGAAGGAAGUGGACCGGCGCAGCUUUGACCUUACCACCCCCUACCGCAUCUUCAGCUUCUCGGCCGAUACAGAGCUAGAGAAGGAGCAGUGGCUGGAGGCCAUGCAGGGAGCCAUUGCUGAGGCCCUGUCUUCCUUGGAGGUGGCCGAGCGCAUCUGGGCUGCAGCCCCCAACAGGUUCUGUGCUGACUGUGGAGCUGCCCAGCCCGAUUGGGCCUCCAUCAACCUCUGUGUUGUCAUCUGCAAGCGCUGUGCAGGGGAGCACCGUGGCCUGGGUGCUGGAGUCUCCAAGGUGCGGAGCCUGAAGAUGGACAGGAAGGUGUGGACAGAAACAUUGAUCCAGCUCUUCUUACAGCUGGGCAAUGGUGCUGGGAACCACUUCUGGGCAGCCAAUGUGCCCCCCAGUGAGGCCCUGCAGCCCAACAGCAGCCCUGGUGCCCGGCGGCACCACUUGGAGGCCAAGUACAGGGAGGGCAAAUACCGUCGCUACCACCCGCUCUUUGGCAACCAGGAGGAGCUGGACAAGGCUCUGUGUGCUGCAGUCACCACCACUGACCUGGCUGAGACCCAGGCCCUCCUAGGCUGCGGGGCUGGGGUCAGCUGCUUCUCAGGGGACCCAGUUGUCCCAACGCCCCUGGCUCUCGCUGAGCAGGCUGGGCAGACGCUGCAGAUGGAGUUCCUUCGGAACAACCAGAGUACGGAGGUCCCUCGGCUGGACUCAGUGAAACCCCUGGAAAAGCACUACUCAGUUAUCCUGCCAACUGUGAGCCACAGCGGCUUCUUGUACAAGACUGCUUCUGCUGGCAAGCCUCUUCAGGACCGCCGUGCCCGGGAAGAGUUCAGCCGGCGCUGGUGUGUCCUUAGUGACGGGCUCCUGAGCUACUAUGAGAAUGAACGGGCAGUGACGCCCAAUGGGGAGAUUCGGGCCAGUGAGAUUGUGUGUCUGGCAGUGCUUCCUCUCGACACCCAUGGCUUUGAGCAUACCUUUGAAAUAUACACAGAGGGAGAACGCCUGUACCUGUUUGGACUGGAGAGUGCAGAGUUGGCUCAUGAGUGGGUCAAGUGCAUUGCCAAGGCAUUUGUGCCUCCCCUGGCUGAGAACCUGCUAACUCGGGAUUUUGAGCGCCUGGGACGUCUACCCUACAAAGCUGGCCUGAGCCUCCAGCAGGCCCAGGAAGGCUGGUUCACCUUGACUGGCUCUGAGCUCCAUGCUGUCUUCCCAGAGGGGCCCUGGGAAGAACCAGUGCACCUCCGGAGACUCCAAGAGCUUUCUAUCCAAGGAGAUGGCGAGAACCAGGUGCUGGUGCUGGUGGAACGGAGGAGGACACUGUACAUCCAGGGCGAGCGGCGGCUGGACUUCAUGGGUUGGCUGGGAGCCAUCCGGAAAGCAUCAGCCAGCUUGGGGGACACACUGUCAGAGCAGCAGCUUGGGGACUCAGACAUCCCAGUGAUCGUGUACCGCUGUGUGGACUACAUCACGCAAUGCGGCCUGACUUCAGAGGGGAUCUAUCGCAAAUGUGGACAGACCUCAAAGACCCAGCGGCUGUUAGAGAGCCUGCGGCAGGAUGCCCGCUCUGUGCACCUUAAAGAGGGCGAGCAGCAUGUGGAUGAUGUCUCCUCUGCACUCAAGCGCUUCCUGCGAGAUCUACCUGAUGGGCUCUUCACUCGUUCACAGCGCCUGGCCUGGCUGGAGGCUUCCGAGAUUGAGGAUGAGGAGGAAAAGAUCUCCAGGUACCGAGAGCUCCUGGUGCAUCUGCCCCCUGUCAACCGGGCCACUGUGAAGGCCCUUAUCAGCCACCUGUACUGUGUCCAGUGCUUCUCAGACACAAACCAGAUGAACACACACAACUUGGCAAUUGUGUUUGGUCCAACACUCUUCCAGACGGAUGGGCAGGACUACAAGGCUGGCCGGGUGGUAGAAGACCUCAUCAACCACUAUGUGGUGGUGUUCAGUGUGGAUGAGGAAGAGCUAAGGAAGCAACGGGAAGAAGUCACUGCCAUUGUGAAGAUGCGAGUGGCUGGCACUGCCAGUGGGACCCAGCAUGCUGGUGACUUCAUUUGCACAGUGUACUUGGAGGAGAAGAAGGUGGAGACUGAGCAGCAUGUCAAGAUCCCAGCGUCCAUGACAGCAGAGGAGCUUACCCUGGAGAUCCUGGACCGCCGCAAUGUGGGCAUCAGGGAGAAGGACUACUGGACUUGCUUUGAGGUCAACGAGAAGGAGGAAGCAGAACGCCCCCUGCACUUUGCGGAGAAAGUACUGCCUAUUGUGCAUGGACUGGGCACAGACAGCUACCUGGUGGUGAAGAAGUACCAGUCCAUGGAGGCCAUGCUGUUAUACCUGGCCAGCCGUGUGGGUGACACCAAGCAUGGCAUGAUGAAGUUCCGUGAGGACCGCAGCCUCCUGGGUUUGGGACUUCCCUCGGGUGGCUUCCACGAUCGCUACUUCAUUCUCAACGGUAGCUGCCUGCGACUCUACAAGGAGGUUCGAAACCAGAGGCCGUGGAGCGGGGCCCCUGAGACCAGUCACCGGCCUGAGAAGGAGUGGCCUGUGAAGAGCCUCAAAGUCUACCUGGGUAUAAAGAAGAAACUCCGGCCACCUACCUGCUGGGGCUUCACGGUGGUGCAUGAGACAGAGAAGCAUGAAAAACAGCAGUGGUACCUCUGCUGUGACACACAGAUGGAGCUCCGGGAAUGGCUCGCCACUUUUCUCUCUGUACAGCACGGUGGCCUGGUAUGGCCCUCAGAGCCCUCACGAGUGUCCCGGGCAGUGCCUGAGGUUCGGAUGGGCAGUGUGUCGCUGAUCCCCCUGCGUGGCAGUGAAAAUGAAAUGCGCAGGAGUGUGGCGGCCUUUACUGCAGACCCUCUUUCUCUCCUCCGUCAUGUCUGAGCAUUGGAGUCAGUCUAGAUCUGGGACACCGCAACUGCUACCAGGAAGCCUUCCUGUCCAGACACCCUCGUGCUCUGCGUGCCUGGUGUGGCUCAACAGGAUGCAUGAGGAAGACAUACCUAUAUUCCACAUCCUGACUGCAGCACAGGCUCCCUGGCCCCUCCCUGCUCUUCAGGCAUGCAACUCUGCUGGCCUGGCUUGCUUACCCAGGGUCACUCACCCUGAGUUUGCAGGAUUGGAGGGAUGGGCAGAAGCCAGGAGCCCUGUAGGAAAGGCUGGAGGCCUUGGGGCCCCGCUGGGAGGGAGCCCACGAGGGAGCCCACCCCCUUGCCAUAGACUCUAGAGCAACGAAAAGCUGGUGCUCUGAAGGAGCUUUUAGUGAGACUGGGAAGGAGCUCAUGGGAAGCUUCUGGGGCCUGAAAGCUGGACCUUAGAAUGUCAGUCAUCUUUUAGUCUGGGCUGGCUGAGAGGCCCAGACUGUCUGCUGCCCCUUUCCCACUUUGGGGACUUUUUUGAUAAUAUAAAUAUCUGUAUAUUUUACCCUAA